Suncus etruscus (white-toothed pygmy shrew) is the source of this 1751-nucleotide messenger RNA. It is a transcript of the gene DALRD3, whose product is annotated as DALR anticodon binding domain containing 3. NCBI's taxonomy places the organism in Eukaryota, Metazoa, Chordata, Mammalia, Eulipotyphla, Soricidae. The transcript has 12 exons. The record is from RefSeq and is a predicted model, not a curated record. Gene Ontology annotation, molecular function: tRNA binding; ATP binding; arginine-tRNA ligase activity. Bases 1 to 1707 code for a protein of 568 amino acids. Gene Ontology annotation, biological process: arginyl-tRNA aminoacylation; tRNA C3-cytosine methylation.
AUGGCGACGGCGGCUUCGGCGCCCCUGCCGGGCCGCCUGGGGGUGGCGGAGACGCUGGGCGCCCUGAACGCGGCGCUGGGGCCCGGCGGCGGCCCCGUGUGGCUCAAGGAGACGCGCGCCCGCCACCUGCGCGCCCGGGACUUCCUGGCGCCGCGGGGCGCGCUCCGGGCCCGCUUCGGGGACGAGCAGGUGCCCGAGCCGGUGGUGCGCGCGCUGGGCGCGCUGCAGGGCCCCGGCGUGGCCCCGGUGCUGCGCUGCUCGCCGACGCCCGCGGGCCUGGAGCUGCAGCUGCGCCGAGCGCCGGUCUUCGCGCGCGUGCUGGGCGCCGUCGCCGCCUACGCCGCCCCCGACGCCUCGCACCCGGGCCCGAGCCCGCGCCCGCGCGUCGUCCUGCACUGCCCGGCGCUGCGCCCCCGCGCCCGCCCCGGAGCCCCGGAGCCCGGCCCCCGCGUCGCGCUCAGCCUCAGCCAGCUGCGGGCCGUGCUCGUGGCCGACCACCUGGCGCGGGCCCUGCGAGCUCAGGGGGUGAGCGUGCGCCUCGUGCCUGCUGCGCGGGACCCGCGCUUGCUGGCCUUCCUGCGGCAGCUCCUGGUGGACUGGCCUGCGGCGGCGGCGGCUGCUGCCCAAGCCUCCUUGCACAACCCGACCGUCGAUGCCCUGAGGAGCCGCACCCUCGCGCAGCUGAUCCCCGACGGGGACCCUCUGCCCCCCGGUGUCCUCGGGAGACUGUCCCUCAAGGGGCUGCUGGAAGGACGACGCGGACGCACGGCGGGCUAUGACCCCAACCUGAGCGACUGUCUGGUGACCGAAGAGCUGCUCUCGGUGCUGGCUGAGCUGCAGGAGGCUGUGCGCCUUGGACCUGAACACAGCUCCCCAGGCCCGACAGCACCUCCAGAUGCUGAACCAGAGAACUGCAUGGUCGUGCACGUGGUUAGCUGCGAGGACGAGUUCCAGCAGCAAAAGGUGGACCUGCUUUGGUGGAAGUUGGAUGACCGGGCUCCUCUCAGACAGAAGCACCUGGUCUGUGGUCCAGUGAAAGGAGCAGGUGCCCAUGGCUCCCUGACUGCCCACGAGUACUAUGAGCUCCGGCACACCCAGGUUUGUAAGGCGUCGGCUCUCAAGCACAGCGUGGACCUGGUACAAGACCCUUCCUGGACAGAGAUCUUCAGAGUUCUCUCGGUGGCAGCUAUCAAAUUUGAGAUGCUCAGCACGGCGCCGCAGAGUCAGCUCAUCCUAGCCAAUGAUAGCAUUUCCACAAAGAGCACCAAGAGUGGCACCUUUGUGAUGUAUAAUUGUGCCCGCCUUGCUACACUCUUUGAGAGCUACAAGAGCAAAGUGGAACAAGGUCUGUACCCCGCUUUUCCACCUGUAAGCAGUCUGGAUUUCUCACUGCUACAUGAUGAGGGUGAGUGGCUGCUGCUUUUCAACAGUGUCCUCCCCUUCCCAGACCUGCUGCGCCAGACAGCGGCCCUGGUCAGCACAGCCUCAGACCUCCCCAUCACGGUGCGCACGGAGACGGUGUGCAAAUUCCUGGUGCAACUCAGCAUGGAUUUCAGCUCCUACUACAAUCGUGUACACAUCCUAGGGGAGCCACGACCACACCUGUUUGGUCAAAUGUUUGCUCGUCUACAACUCUUGCAGGCUGUGCGUGAAGUGCUCCACACUGGCCUGGCCAUGCUGGGCCUCCCUCCACUAAGCCAUAUUUAAGGCCACAGAGGAUCCUGUAACUGGGAAUGUUCACAAAGUCACCC